Messenger RNA from Pogona vitticeps (central bearded dragon), 2318 nucleotides. RefSeq names its product P2Y receptor family member 8 (gene P2RY8). The record is from RefSeq and is a predicted model, not a curated record. Gene Ontology annotation, cellular component: plasma membrane. Gene Ontology annotation, molecular function: G protein-coupled receptor activity. NCBI's taxonomy places the organism in Eukaryota, Metazoa, Chordata, Lepidosauria, Squamata, Agamidae. Gene Ontology annotation, biological process: positive regulation of Rho protein signal transduction; phospholipase C-activating G protein-coupled receptor signaling pathway.
AUUUUUUAAUCGUUGAUCUAGAGGAGACAAAAGAGUGAAAAGAAAAGGAUGAUAAAUCACACAUAGCUGUAAAAAUGGGUAACAGGUAUGUUUGUCAGAAAACGUUUUCAGUUUCCUUUCACUAUGAAAGCAGAACUUGGCCGAUGCCAGCUUCAAAGGGUAAUUCUUAAAAAUCAUAGCGCAUGAAAGCAAAUCAUGCUUGUGGUCUCUUAUACAAGGCAAGAAAGUCUAUGAAGACAGCCUCAACUGUCAUCUCUUCAGCACGUCUGCUGAAAUGUAAACUUGCUGCUUCGUAGAAAUGUUCAGGCUCUCCCCCCACCACACACAGGUGAAUACUAGUUGGAAAAGGGAAGGUCUUGGGAAGAAUAUACAACUCUGGAAUCAUCUGCAAAGUGAUCUUCCUCUUCAAGAUACAUAGGAGUGGAACUGCCUCUUACAGAGAGCACCUUGUUUGAAGAAGGAAUUCCUUAAGUGCUGAAAGCAUUUGAAAUCUCGUGUGAUGCAGAAAUUAUAUGAUGAAUUAAUUUUUGCUUCAUUUUGUGAUCGGUCUUUGGGAGGAUACAGAUCUAAGCUUCAUGGUACAAGCCUACAGACUUUCAAGUGCCAAGGAAUCAUAUGUACAAAAUGUAUAAAAAUGUGUCAAGAUUGGAUAAUGCAACACUGGACAUGCUCAGGAAUCCAGCCAUUAUGAUGACCUUGCCAUUUGUGUAUGGGUUGAUAGCGCUUAUCAGCAUUCCUGGAAAUACGUUCUCCCUUUGGGUUCUGUUUUUUCACAUCAAGCCCAAAGUACCAUCGGUGAUCUUCAUGAUUAAUCUUAGCCUCACAGACCUUGCGUUGGCCUCCUGCCUCCCUUUCCAGAUCAUGUAUCAUGCUCGGCAGAACCACUGGACUUACGGCAAGGACCUCUGUAGCUUUGUCACCGUGAUGUUUUACGCCAACACGUAUUCCUCCCUGGUUACUAUGACCUGCAUCAGUUUUGACCGCUACCUAGGAGUCGUCUAUCCAAUGAAGUUCUACAAAUGGAGAAGAAAAAGAUAUGCAGUUGCCAUCUGCCUUGUAAUGUGGCUUCUUAUACUAUUAUCCCUGUGGCCACUGGCCGCAACAGACCUGACUUAUGAAGUGAAAGAAUUGGAAAUCACGACCUGUUUCGAUGUCCUUAAAUGGGAAAUGCUUCCCACUAUAGAGGCAUGGGCAGCUUUCCUCUUAAUGCCAUUUAUUUUCUUCUUUUUGAUUCCCUUCAUAGUGACAGUUGCCUGCUACAUCUGUAUCAUUCGGAAACUCAUCCAAGCUUCUAACCAACAAGGCAAUGGGCAGAAGACCCGUUCGAUCUCCUUGGCCAUAAUAGUCGUCUUGGUUUUCGUCAUCUGUUUUGCUCCCAACAACUUUGUCCUGCUGGGGCACAUACUCAGCCGUCUCCGAGGGAAGGAAGGGUUCUAUCACAUUUACAAACUCACCCUGUGUCUUAGCUGCCUCAAUAACUGCAUAGAUCCGUUCAUUUACUAUUUUGCAUCCACAGAAUUUUAUAAGAAGUUCAAGCAGGUGAUAGGCCAGAAGGUGUCAAUCAGUGACACUUUGGAAACCAGAAGGGGGAGCGUGUUCUCUGCCAGGACGGUGUCGGCAAGAUCCAUGUCAAGUGGACACGUGGAAGGGAUGGAUGUUCUCAGGCCUAGUUUGCAAAGGCAUGAAAGUGUCUUUUAACACACGGUUCAAAUGAGAUGGAAAAACUCCUUUGUGCUCCACGGGAUGAAUAUUAGACAACAGAAGAAGUCGUUGGACAAUCUAAACCCCUUAAACAACAAGUCAGCUUGUCCACUAUGGGUGGACCUCCACAUGACAUGAGAUAUGCUGCUACUUCCCUAACAUGGCAUUCCAAAUGUCAAGUGCUUUUCCAGCCUUUAAAAAAAUGUGAGAACAAUUACCAUAUGAGGUAGCAUUAUUAAGUCAUACAUUUCUCUCCCUGCAGCAUCUAAUGAUGUGGAAACACCAAGAGAUUGUGAUAUUACCACCUACUUUUAAAUAUCUUUACCAAUGUUCCCUCUAAUUUUCUGCCAGUGCUGGGCAUGGGCCGCACCCCUCAUGCAUGGGGUUCCAGUCGUAACCAGAACCAAAUAGGCAGCAACAUUGGCUGUGGGUGAGCACCACCGACGCAGUGCUGCAGGGCUGAAUGGCUACUAAGUUAGAGGGGAUGUUGGCCUUUAUGUAUUUUUAAAUGUAUUGUCUGUUUUGUGUUUAUUCUGAAUGUUUAAGUUAGGUUUUGUUGGGUUCCUUUAGCCAGAUGGGUGCUACAAAAAUUAAAAAAAAAUAAAACCAAUAAAUAA